This is a messenger RNA of Tinamus guttatus (white-throated tinamou), 939 nucleotides long. Lineage: Eukaryota; Metazoa; Chordata; Aves; Tinamiformes; Tinamidae. The record is from RefSeq and is a predicted model, not a curated record.
GCUUUGAAUUACUGUACCAGCCAGAUGUGGUUCGGCUGUACCUCUCCAUCCUCACCGAAAGUCAGAAUUUCAACACCCUAGAAGCUGCAGCAGGGGCCUUGCAGAACCUCAGCGCUGGGAACUGGACAUGGUCCACGUACAUCCGUGCCACGGUGCGGAAGGAGAGGGGCCUGCCGGUGCUCGUGGAGCUUCUCCAGUCUGACUCUGACAAGGUCGUGAGGGCUGUCUCAAUUGCCCUGAGAAACCUUUCCAUGGAUCUUCGCAAUAAAGAUCUUAUAGGUAGUUAUGCCAUGGGUGAACUGGUAAGAAAUUUGCCCAGCAGGCAGCAGAGGUCUUCAAAGAACUUGGAAGAGGACACAGUGGUUGCAGUGUUGAACACCAUCCAUGAAAUCAUUACUGACAGUUCAGAAAACGCAAGGUCUCUGAUCCAGACGCAGGGCAUUCAGAAGUUGGUAGCUAUCAGCAAGUCAAGCCAGUCUCCCAGAGAAACAAAAGCAGCAUCUCACGUCCUUCAGAUGAUCUGGAGCUAUAAAGAGCUGCGAAAUGCCCUGCAGAAGGAUGGAUGGAACAAGUCCCACUUCCAGUCUGUUUCUGCAGCCCCAAAGGGUUCUAAAGGUACCGCUGGCAAGUCUGGCUAUGACGACAGCACUUUGCCUCUGGUGGAUAAAAGUCAAGAUAACGAGAAGUCUGGGAGUCGUGAUAUGAUACCUAUGGAUGAGCUUGGCCCAGAUGGAUACUCCACUAUUGACCACCGGGACAAGGAGCGCAAGUUCAAGACCAGCGAUAACACGGGGGAUGCCUCAGAGAAGGAACCUUUAAAAGGCUAGAGUCCAACCACAUUUUUUUAAUUGAGGGGGGAAAAAAAAAAUCCAUUGAAGCGACACAGAGGAUCUCAUUAGUCACCACUGCCAUUGGGAGCUGGAGGGCGCCGCAUCACUG